UCUUGGAGCUAACUGGAGCCCAUAUGGCAAGCUGCGAAGGCAAGUAGAGAUUCUUGGAGCGACGGGAUUCUUCCAAAGUGGACCGCAACAUGCAUUGCUUUCCCCACGGUUUCCAGCUCUGAAGACGCCUUGUCAGUGCGUUAUGUGCAUACACCGUUCAGCCACGAUGUCAGCCAAGGGACAGGAGUGCUACACGUACGAUUUCUGUGACACCGCCCACCCCACGGCAGUCAUGGACGCCUUCAGGGAGUUCUACACGAGCGGUCUGUUCACAGACAUUACACUGCAGUGUGCGACGGGAGAGGUCUUUCGCUGCCAUAAGGCAGUCUUGUCCGCCCGCAGCUCCUAUUUCAGAGUGAUGUUCACGGCAGACAUGAGGGAGCGAUCCGACGACCUCGUCAAGCUGCCCGGGAUUGACCGCGAUGUCUUGACGGCCCUGGUGGACUACGCGUACACGGCCAGGGCGAGCGUCACCCAGGGCAACGUACAGAGCCUGCUGGAGGCGGCGGACCUGCUGCAGUUCGGUUCGGUGAAGCAGGCCUGUGAGGACUUCCUGCUCCGCCUGCUGGAUGUGGAGAACUGCCUGGGGAUGCACUCGUUCGCGGAGCUCCAUGUCUGCCCCGCCCUGGAGCGGGAGGCCCGUCGCGUGAUGCUGGGCCGGUUCGAGGAGCUGGUGAGGCAGGAGGAGUUCCUGGAGGCGGACGCCGAGACGCUGAGCUCCCUCCUGUCCGCCGACAACCUCAACGUCCGCAAGCAGGAGGUGCUGCUGGAGGCGGUGGCCGGGUGGGUCGCCCACGACGCACCCGCCCGUGUCGACGCGGCCCCGGCCCUGCUUCGCUGCGUCAGGCUGGAGCUGAACGAGGCCUGCUUCCGGAAUGUUCCGGAGCUUCAGAGGCUCUGCCUACAGGGCAGCGUGAGCAAGGCGCGGUCUUUGAUCAUCCACGAUCUGACGCCCACCUGCGGGGAGAUGUCAGCGAGCCCCAAAAAGCCGACCUCCUGCAUGUAUAUCAUCGGAGGGUACUACUGGCACCCGCUGUCCGAGGUCCACAUAUGGGAUCCGGUUACCAACACGUGGGUGAAUGGAAAGGACAUGCCCGACCACAGCAGGGAGAGCUACAGCAUCACUCUGCUGGAGCCCAGUGUUUAUGUGACAGGAGGCUACAGGACAGACACCACCGAGGCCCUGAACACAGUGUGGAUUUACAACACUGACAGCGAUGACUGGACAGAGGGAUGCCCCAUGCUCAAUGCCAGAUACUACCACUGUUCCGUAGCCCUGCACGGCUGUAUAUACGCCAUAGGUGGCUACAGGGGUGGAGCUCCAACAUGUGAAACAGAAUUCUACGACCCCCUAAAAAGGAAAUGGGUUCCUGUGGCCAAUAUGAUCCAAGGUGUGGGGAAUGCCACUGCUUGUGUCUUGAAUGACACCAUCCAUGUGACAGGUGGUCACUAUGGGUACAGAGGAAGUUGCACCUAUGACAAAAUUCAGACCUACAGGGCAGACCUCAACGAGUGGAGCAUAGCUACAAUAAGUCCCCAUCCAGAGUACGGCCUCUGCUCGGUGGCCCUGAACAACAAGCUGUACCUGGUGGGGGGGCAGACCACCAUCACUGACUGCUACGACCCAGAGAGGGGCGAGUGGAGGCAGAGGUGCGUGAUGAAGGAGAGGAGGAUGGAGUGCGGGGCCACGGUCAUGGGCGGCUGCAUCUAUGUGACGGGCGGGUACUCCUACUCCAAAGGGACUUACCUGCAGAGCAUCGAGAAGUACGACCCCGAGCUGGACACCUGGGAGCUGGUGGGCAGCCUGCCCAGUGCCACGCGUUCACACGGCUGUGUGUGCGUGUACAGUGUGUAA
Molecule: messenger RNA, 1855 nt
Organism: Megalops cyprinoides (Indo-Pacific tarpon)
Lineage: Eukaryota; Metazoa; Chordata; Actinopteri; Elopiformes; Megalopidae
Product: kelch-like protein 23
Exons: 4
Coding region: 143-1855 (570 amino acids)
Molecular function (GO): protein binding
Source: RefSeq, a predicted model, not a curated record